This is a messenger RNA of Danio rerio (zebrafish), 4940 nucleotides long. NCBI's taxonomy places the organism in Eukaryota, Metazoa, Chordata, Actinopteri, Cypriniformes, Danionidae. The record is from RefSeq and is a predicted model, not a curated record.
GACUUCAGUGGUAUCUGUUUUUCUACUAUGGAAGGGCUGCAGAGGCCGAUUCAGCCAGUUCAGUCAGUGACCCACAAACACCUUUUACAGGUUCAGCAGAUGGCGCUGCUCUGCUUCAGCUUUAACCGCGAAUAACAACACGGAGAGGAAGAAACAACCGCUGCAGUCGCUGUUGUGUGGUGAUUGCUGGAUUUAGUUCAGCAGUCGGAGAUGUGUCCAGUCUCAGUAGUGUUUUGCUGACGGAGAUAAACAGCGGUCAUGUCUGCACUGAGGAGGCUUUAUUAGUGUAAAUGUGCUGUUUUGUGAGUCCUCCUGAUAACUAUUUCACACCGGGCUGCCUCACAGACGGCUCUCUUCAGCACUGCAGACUGAUUAUAAAGCAUCAUCUCGAGGACAACAUCAGCUCCAGACACGAUGUGGAGCUGUGACGGUGUAAAGAAGAUUAUUAAAGAGGAGCAAGAAAACACAGGAGACACUGAGGAACACAGAGCCCUGAUGAUAGUCAAGGAAGAAGAGAGAGAAAUUAAAGAGGAGGAGGAGGAGGGAUGUCAAGAUGGUGCGGUUGGAGAAACGCAAUCUCAACCUGCAGACACUGAAACCGUUUUCACCUGUCCUCAAUGUGGAAAGAGCUUCAGAAAGAAGCAUUACCUCAAGCAGCACAUUGGCAUCCACAUUGGAUUGAAGCCGUUCGCCUGCGCUGAAUGUGGGAAGAGCUUCCGAAUUAAAUCAAGUCUGGAGGUGCACAUGAGACUCCACACCGGAGAGAAACCGUUCACGUGCUCCCUAUGCGGGAAGAGUUUCAGACGCUCGGGAACGUUUGACGAUCACCAGCGAAUUCACUUCGAAGAGAAGCCGUUUACAUGCGACGAGUGUGGAAAGAGCUUCAAAUGGGCGAACUGUCUCCAGAUCCACAAGCUCAUUCACUCUGGAGAAAAGCCCUUCGGCUGUGAUCAGUGCGGGAAGAGAUAUAUUCAGAAGUCAGAACUGCGGGACCACAUGAUGUCCCACACUAACGAGAAACCUUACUCGUGUGAGUUUUGCGGGAAGGGGUUUGCGCGCUUGUGUCGUUUUCGACACCAUCAGAAAACACACACGGGUGUGAACGAGUAUUCAUGCACGGAUUGUGGCCAAACCUUCACGACGUUCACCCUGCUGAAAGCGCACCAGAAGAUCCACACCGAAAAAAGACCCUAUAAGUGUGCGUUCUGCCAGAAGACCUUCAAGCAGUCGGGAGCGUUUAAGAAGCACCAUCGAAUCCACUCCGAGGAGAAGCCGUUCGCCUGUGACGAGUGUGGAAAGAGCUUCAAGUGGGAGAACAGCCUCCAGAUCCACAAGCUCAUUCACUCUGGAGAAAAGCAGUUCAGCUGUGAUCAAUGCGGGAAGAAGUUUGUGCAGAAGUCAGACCUGAAGACCCACAUGAUGUCCCACACUGGAGAAAAGCCGUACUCGUGUGCGGUGUGCGGGAAGGGCUUUGUGAGGUUGAGCGUUUUUAAAAACCAUCAGAAAGCACACGCCGGGGUGAAGGAGUUCGUGUGCUCGGAUUGUGGAAAAGCCUUCACCACGUCCACACUGUUAAACGCGCACCAGAAGAUCCACACUGGAGAAAAGCCCUACAAGUGUUCAUACUGCGAGAAGAGCUUCACCAGUUCUGGAAGCCUUCAGGGACACGAGAGGAUCCACACCGGAGAGAAGCCCUACACCUGUGACGAGUGCGGGAAGAGUUUCAAAUGGCGGAGGAGUCUCCAGAUCCACAAGCUCAUUCACUCCGGGGAAAAGCCCUUUGACUGCGAUCAGUGCGGUAAAACGUUUGUGCAGAAGUCAGACCUGAGGACACACCUGAUGUCUCACAGUGGGGAAAAGCCGUACUCGUGUACGGUGUGUGGGAAGGGCUUUGUAAGGUUGUGCUUUUUAAAAAUGCAUCUAGAAAAGAAUGCACACUGACAAUGACCUAGCGACAAGUCUCUAUUAAUAAUUGCUCAGAUGAUACCCAGCAAGCAUCAUUGUGUUUAACCCCUUAAACGCCUCCUGGAGGCUUAUGUUUACAUCUUAUUUUUGCAAUUAAAUCUUAAUCUAAACAUGACGAACUGUAUAUCGAUGGGAAGGUCAAAGAUGUGUGAGUAGAUAUGCAUCACUGCUUAUAGUUAUGUGUGAAGAGUAAUAGAUGAAACACGUUUUCUGUCACCUUACAACCUGUGGGGGCGCUUACACUUACAUUUAAACCAUAAUAUUGUAGUAUAAACGUGAAGCAAUCAUAACAAGCUAUAUAUCAUUUGAAUGCGCAACAUUUCUAGUUUUCAUAUCUGGUGGCUGAUUUUUGAUAGAUAUUACUGAGUUAGUAAUAACAGUGAUUUAUUAAUUUGCACUCAUUAGAGUAGUAAAGUAUUACUUUGCUACAGCAAUCCACAUGUGAAAGUGUUUUCGGAGGCUAAAUUCAACUCUAAUACCACCAAACUGCCCAUACUACAUCAGAAUUGUAUGUUUACUUUACAAAUAUUGUCAAAAGUAUGAAAACAUAUGGUUCAUAUUCCUCAAAAACAUAAGUGGUGCCCGUCUUUUCUCACUAAUGAAAACCGUAUGGUGACCUAGUGGUCAUGUUUGGUACUGCGGCCAAACUACAUCUCACUGAAAGCUCAAUAUUUUGGAGAUUUGGAAUAGACACUGAUCACGUACUUAGCUUUGAUUUUCUGUCAACUGUAGGCUAAACCUUUUUUAUGUAUAAAAAGGUAUUUUAUGUAAUAUAUUAAAAUAUAAAUGUACUGUUUUUAUAAAUUAAUUCUAAGUAAUGUAACUUGUUUUAUUUAACAUUUUCUCACUUCAACUACAAUCUGACACCUGUCUUCUUCAAAAUGACGGUAAUCUUAAAUCUACGCUCAAUUGAUGCUCAAAGGUAUGUUAAUAAACUGGAGGCGACAGUUAAGGGGUUAGAAGAAGAAGUCUGAUAGACGUCAAAUCGAUGUUUAAACAUUAGACGGCUUGACUAAGACAUGGAUACAAUUAUUAUGUAGGAAGAGUGAUAGAUUAAACACGUUUACUGUCACCAUACAACCUGUGUGAGCGUUUACACCUACAUUUCUAAACCAUAAUAUUGCAGUAUAAACGUGAAGCAAUCAUGACAAUCUAUAUAUCGUUUGAACUCUUAAUAUUUCUAGUUUCCAUUUCUGGUGGCUGAUUUUUGAUAGAUAUUACUAAGCAGCAGUUGUUUAUUAAUUUGCAACAGCACUCAUUAGAGUAGUAAAGUAUUACUUUGCUACAGCAAUCCACAUGUAAAGGUGUUUUUGGAGGCUAAAUUCAACUCUAAUGCUAUCAAACUGCCUAUACUACAUCAGAAUUCUAUGUUUACUUUACAAAUAUUGUCAAAAGUAGAAAAUAAUAUGGUUUAUAUUCUGCAAAACAUCAGGGGAACCUUUGUAUGGUAAGCAAUGUAAACACGGUGAUUAUGUCUGGUAGUGUGGCCAAACAAUCUUACAGAAAAAAAACUCAAUUUUUGAGAUGUUAACUUUACAUUUGGAAUAUAAUUUGAUCAAAUGUUUAGCUUUAAAGUUCUGUCAAUUUUAGGCUAAAAUAUGUCAUGUAAUGUACUAAUAUACACAUGUAUUGUAGGCACAUAACUAAUGGUUUAACUCUUUAACCUUUUUUCCACUUCGGCUACAAUCUGACAUCUGUCUUCUUUAAAAUGACACCAAUCUUAAAUCUAUGCUCAAUUAAUGCUCAAAUAUUGAUGUUUAAAAUGUGGGAUGACAAUAAGGGGUUUAAAAAGCUGACUAGAUGUCUAAUAGAUGUCUCAACAUAAGACGGCUUUACUAAAACAAGGCUAAAUUUGGGUUAGUGGUAUCUGUCUAGUCUGGGUGUUUGAUGAGUAGUUUAGUUUUGGACUAUUCAUAGACGUCAAUUAGUCGUUCACUGAUGGAUCAAAUUUAACUUUAUGCAAGACGUCCAUGUUUAGAUGUCUAUUAGACGUGUGUUAAGCAUUGCUUUGUGGGUGUUUAUCUAACUAUGAAUAUCUGUGGGAUUGAUAAGUGUAAAUGUUCUGCUUGAGAUGAAUGAGGUUAGUAUAAAUCAGGAGCAUAAUAAGCUUCUGCGUCUGCUCAAACAUCGACUUUAAGAGACGGAGAUUUCAUUAAAACAAUCGUUCCACUAUCUACAGUGAAACAGAGACAUUAUGCCUAAAUAUUCAUCACAUCAGGAUGCCUUUAUGCAGAAUGAACUGAUCUGAUUUUCCCCUUAUGCCUUUUCCUAAACGCAUGUGUAGACCUGCAGGCUGUGUUACAAGGUUUUUUUUAGUUUAUGUUCUUUUUACUGUUUAGGAUGUCAACCGUACCCUAUAAAAUGUCUGGAAAACAAACAAACAGUGUAGCGUUGAGAUUUUAGAAAAUCAGUAAAUCUGGGUAACCCGUGCUCAAACAGGAGAGGAAAUCACAGAGCUAAAGAUAUGUACAGAGCAACAAGCAGAAUAGCCAGUGUGGAGUAUAUAUAACUUUAUUAUUAUUAUUAUUAUUAUUAUUUUAGUGAAAACACACACACAUUUAACAAAAAAACUACAAACAAGAAAAACACAAGCCCAUCCUCUUCCAGCAGUCCGCUCAUCUGAGAUCUACAACACAAACACUGGACAUUGAGGAUAUUUAUAACACGUUUCAAAUAUAGAUGUGUUGAAUUUAAAAAAGACGAUGUCAAAACCUCCACAGUAAUGUCAGAUUCCUCAUCUGAUGUGGAGAGAGCAGCUUGUCUGAACGCAGCCUUUAGGAGGCUGAUCUCAGGUCUGGUCUUGGUUUGCUCAGAGUCUGUUGUUCCUCUGCAGAUGAAGCUGUGCUUCUGCUCUUUCAGUCUCUUUCUGCAAGUGUUGAAAGUGAUUUCAGAAAUCAGCGAUCGCCAUUCUUUGCAUUUUUUGGUUAUUCUGUAAUCAUUGCAUGCAUCACUAAUAAAUAUUCUAAACACAAAAA